Molecule: messenger RNA, 780 nt
Organism: Anthonomus grandis grandis
Lineage: Eukaryota; Metazoa; Arthropoda; Insecta; Coleoptera; Curculionidae
Exons: 3
Coding region: 1-735 (244 amino acids)
Source: RefSeq, a predicted model, not a curated record
AUGGCCAUGCAGUCCAAAUUGCCAGUCAGAAUAAAAAGGAAAAUUUUAAGUAGUUCGGACGAGAAGCAAUGCUGCUGCAAGUUCUGGAAAGUCGAACUCGAUCCACCUAAUGAGGCCGGAGAUAAAUCAACUGUUACACAAAAGAUGAGCCUCUUGGCAAUAAAAAAAGAACUCCUAUCGAAAGUUACACAGACAGAUAAGCCCGAGGAGAUUGAAAGGAUCCCUUAUUCAGAAAUCAAAAGCAUUUUGCUGUCAAUUAAUCGUACCCUCGAAAACAUUCUGCACACGUUGCAAGAAAAAAAGGAAUUUUUGUACAGCAAGCUGGAGGAUGAUGUGGCAACAACAGUGGCCAAAAAGAGCAAAUUAAGAAAGGACAUGAAAAAAACCAAAAUGUCUUUACAGAUCGCCAGGAAAAUCACCUUUACUUGGCCAGAGAUUUCCAGGCUUAACUUUGGCCAGUCCCUUAUCCCCAAACAUUACUUGCAAAAGUACUUUCACGGACCGAUAAAUUGUUUCUCGAUGUCAAAUAACCUGAUUAUUUGGCCUAAAAAGUCAACAUUUCAUUUUCACACAAUUUCCGGCACAAAUGUGAAUUAUUUUCAACCGAUUACCAAACUGAUUCAAAGGAGGGCUUGUGGGAGCAUUUAUCCCACCCCUAUAUUCACCCUUAACAGACUAGAAGUAAAUAGGAGUAAAGAGACCAAGAGCAAGGAAAACAUGCUGGACAAUUUGUAAUUUAUAAUGGUAUUGUGAGAAUAUAGUAGAGUCAAUUACGUUAAA